UAGUGCGAGUUUAUGGUUUGUAAAUCAGCUCUGCGUCACAUGAACGCACUCAUUCAAACGCACAGGUCAGGAUCACUUUCACAACAGCGAGACACCCGGAAGGUUCAAACGCGCGACCAGCAGCUCAGCAUGAAUCGCUUCAAGACGUCCAAAUAUAAGAACAGCACUCCCAAAAUCCCCAAGAAAGAUGGCUGGAUUGCGAACGUGCGAGGAGCUUCCUUCCCUUCUCAGGGCAAGCACAUCAAAUCCAGCUGCAGUCUCGUGGCCUUCAACACAGAUCAGACUGGAGGUGGGAUGGUCGGCCUGUCUUCUGUGAACGCCGCAUCUGACGGGAAGUGGACCGUGACCCAGAUUUCAUGCCAUGCUGACAUCGUGACCGAUCUGGACUUCUCGCCGUUUGAUGACUAUCUGCUGGCGACCUGCUCGGCUGAUGAGAUGGUGAAGCUGUGGCGCGAGUGUGAUCCGGAUCAGGAUCAGUGCAGUAAUGCUGAGGUGACUCUGAGCCCCGCUGACGGGCGUCUGGAGGUCGUCCUCUUCCACCCCGCGGCCUCAGGGCUGCUCGCCGUGGCGUCUGUGAGGGGCCUUCAGGUGUGGGACGUCACACGAGACGCCGCACUCACAGUACUGGAGCAGCAUGAGGAUCAGCUGCAGGGUUUGGCCUGGAAGGAAGACGGAUCCCUGCUGGCUUCAUCCUGCAAGGACAAGAAGCUGCGCCUCUUCGACCCGCGGGCCCAGCCGUCGGCGGUCCAGUGCGUCCAGGGUCAUCAGGCUAAUAGAGACUCUCGGGUCCUUUGGGUCAAAGAUGACAGCUUGCUCACGACUGGCUUUAACCAGAUGAGGCAGCAGGAAGUGAGACUCUGGGACAGCAGGAAGUUGAGCUCAUCUCUCAGCUCGCUGUCUUUGGCCACAUCCAACGCGACUCUGAUGCCUCUGUUUGAUCCAGAUUCUGGAUUACUAAUUGUGUCUGGAAAUGGCGAGAGUGUGAUCGACUGUUUUGAGGUGAACAGCAGUGAGCCCUUCCUGUCUCAAGUGAGUCACUGUCUGACGGACCUGUCGACCCGUGGCGUGGCUCUGGUGCCGAAGCUCGCUCUGGAUGUCAGCUGCUGUGAGGUUUUGCGCCUGCUGCAGCUCACUGAUAACUUCAUAGUGCCCAUCAGCUACCAGGUGCCUCGCAAGGCAGGACAGGACUUCCAUGCGGACUUGUAUCCGGACACCGUGGGUCACACCCCGGCCAUGACGGCAGAGGACUGGUGGAAAGGAGAGAACAAACAGGUGGAGCGAGUCAGUCUUCACCCGAGCAAGAGGCCAAAACCGGCCACUCCGUCAGCUCAGGAGACAAAACCAAAGGAUCUUCCCCGUGGCAAGAGCAAAGAGGAGGCCUCGAGCUCCAGCAGUCCCCUCAGCACCCCCAGCAGCAGUGCCGCCCCGUCCCGCUCCCCGUCCUCCACCAGCGUCCUGUCGUCUGGCUUCCUGCCGAGCCCCAGCCAGAGCUCCCGCGCCAUCCACAGCAUGCUCGGCCCGAGCUCGAAGUUUCGUCACAUCCAGGGGGCCGUUUUGCACCGGGACACUCACAUCACCAACCUGCGAGGACUUCAUCUGACCACACCGGGAGAGUGUGACGGCUUCUGUGCCAACGGCCAGCGCGUGGCAGUGCCUCUCGCCAUCGCCGGAGGGCAGAUCGCUGUGUUUGAGCUGUCCCAGCCUGGAAAACUCCCAGACACCGCCCUGCCCACCAUCCAGAACUCCGUCAAUGUGGCCGACUUCUGCUGGGACCCCUUUGACACACACAAGCUGGUUGUGGUGUUUGAAGAUCCAGACGGGAAACUGCUGGCCACUGUGUGUAAGGACGGAAAAGUGCGUCUGUACGACCCACGCAAGUCCACCUUGCCCAUCCAGGAGGGCCCAGGACCUGAGGGCUAUAGAGGGGCCCGUGUAGUGUGGGUCUGUGAUGGCAAGUACCUGCUGGUUUCAGGAUUUGACAGUCGCAGUGAAAGGCAGCUGUACCUGUUCUCCGCUGAGUCCUUGGCAUCCGGGUCUGUGGCUUCUGUGCCUGCCGAUGUGUCUCCCUCGACCCUUAUCCCGUUCUAUGAUCCCGACACCAGCGUCCUGAUCCUCACUGGGAAGGGUGACACACGUGUUUAUACAUACGAGAUCGUGCCUGAAGCACCGUACUUCAUGGAAUGUAGUAGUUUUCAUUCCUCUGAACCACACAAGGGGUUGUGUUUCCUGCCGAAGACUGAAUGUGACGUGCGUGAUGUGGAAGUGGCUCGAGCCGUCCGACUUGGCAAGACCACCAUUGAACCUGUGGCCUUCAGAGUGCCUCGUGUCAAAAAAGAGUUUUUCCAGGAUGAUGUUUUCCCAGAGACUGCAGUGUGGUGGGAAGCAUCUCUGACCGCUGCUGCCUGGCUCUCUGGAUCCAACGGACAGCACCGCAAAAUCAGCUUGCGGCCCAAAGACAUGACGCCCGUGAGUGAAGCACCAAAAGAGGCUCCUGUGAGGAAGUACCUGCCCUCCUCUGUCUAUCUGGAGGAGAAAACUGAUGAACAGAAGAAAGAGGAGUUGCUCAGUGCUAUGGUGGCGAAGCUGGGAAACAGGGAAGAUCCUCUGCCACAGGCGUCAUAUGAAGGUGUGGAUGAAGAUGAGUGGGACGACUAACACACAAGCCUUGCCUCACGGUCCAGUCAGGGUGCCAGCAGCAGACAUGGGACGUACUUGCUGUAUUAAAAUUUUGCCAUUCCAGGGUGCCAACGUACCUCUGAAC
Molecule: messenger RNA, 2761 nt
Organism: Sinocyclocheilus anshuiensis
Lineage: Eukaryota; Metazoa; Chordata; Actinopteri; Cypriniformes; Cyprinidae
Product: coronin-7-like
Exons: 26
Coding region: 13-2655 (880 amino acids)
Molecular function (GO): protein binding
Source: RefSeq, a predicted model, not a curated record